AUGAGAAGACAGGGAAACUUUGUGGACUCACCUGCCAGUGCAUAUGGAGCUGGACAGAUACAGAACGCACAUUCCGAUUUCCAAGGUCAAUUAGAGGCAUUCACGCCUGAGAGGGACCAACCGUAUUCAGAUUCACAAGUACAACCAGAGGGUCAAUGGAGAUGGGAAAGAGAUGCCCCAAAUAUGCCAAGGCCUAUGUCAGCCACCACUUACAAUGAAGGUCAAGGUGUUGAUUCGUCGAGGACGUAUUACCGUGGACAAAUGGAUCCAAAAUCAGGAAUGGAGAAGCAAGGCAGCGAUCAGCGAGCUCAACCACAACACCAAGAAAACACGAAGCCUGGUUAUGAGAACAACCGUGGGAUGCAGACCUUUGAAGGUCUCGAACAGAAGUUCAUGGACGAUAUAACAAGACUAGCAAAGGAUCAAAUCGAAGCAGAGGAUAAAGAGAUUGCCAGACAUCGAGAGAAAAUAAACACCAUUAAUACUCGGUAUGAAGAACAGUUAGCUGCACUGAGAGCAAGGCACACAGGUAAGAGAGAAGACAUGAUGAGGAAAGAAUCACAAGCUAGGCAGCAACAGUACAAGCAGCAAACCAUGGGGAUGGUGGAUAAUCAGUACCAUCCAAACGCGGCUGGUCCGGUCAGUGUAAUGCCAUCUGGUGGUCAUCCGCAAGGUUUCAUUGGCAAUGCUCAAGAUCCAGCGGGUGUGGCGGAUGCACCACCAUCAAGAUCCUAUGGCUCAGAUAGGUUUGAGACGUAUGGAGGAGAGAGAGGAGGUAGGUUUCAGGGGGGAACCAGAGAUCACGGGUUCGACUCUAGGGGUGGUCAGUACCCUGGUGGGGCUGGCUAUGACAACACAGCCUCACGGUUCUACUGA
Molecule: messenger RNA, 876 nt
Organism: Microthlaspi erraticum
Lineage: Eukaryota; Viridiplantae; Streptophyta; Magnoliopsida; Brassicales; Brassicaceae
Source: the annotation of a GenBank genome assembly